Camelina sativa (false flax) is the source of this 1597-nucleotide messenger RNA. The record is from RefSeq and is a predicted model, not a curated record. NCBI's taxonomy places the organism in Eukaryota, Viridiplantae, Streptophyta, Magnoliopsida, Brassicales, Brassicaceae.
UCUCUUCAUCCAUCAUCUCUCACAACAAAGAAAAAGAAAAUGGGUAAGCUCAGCAAUCUCCUCGUUGCAACAUUCGGGGUUCUCCUCGUCCUUAACGGCUGCCUUGCGAGGCAAUCUCUUGGGGUUCCUCCUCAACUACAGAACGAGUGUAACCUUGAUAACCUAGACGUUCUUGAAGCCACCGAAACUAUCAAAAGUGAGGCCGGUCAGAUCGAGUACUGGGAUCACAACCACCCUCACCUCCGAUGUGCUGGUGUUUCCGUAGCUCGUUAUGUAAUUGAACAAGGCGGUCUCUACUUGCCCACCUUCUUCACUUCCCCAAAAAUCUCCUACGUUGUUCAAGGAAAGGGUAUUAGCGGAAGAGUGGUCCCUGGAUGUGCGGAGACCUUCAUGGACUCGCAGCCCAUGCAAGGCGAGCAACAAGGACAACAAGGUCGAAGACAAGAACAACCAUGGCAAGGACAAGGGCAUCAAGGACAAGGGCAACAAGGACAAGGGCAACAAGGACAGCAGCAACAACAAGGGUUCCGUGACAUGCACCAGAAGGUAGAACAUGUUCGACAGGGAGACGUCUUUGCCAUCACUCCAGGCUCUGCCCACUGGAUCUACAACUCCGGAGAACAGCCACUUGUCAUCAUCGCUCUUCUAGACAUCGCCAACUACCAAAACCAACUUGACCGCAACCCUAGAGUGUUCCGUUUGGCCGGAAACAACCAACAGGGUGGUUUUGGCGGUUCGCAGCAACAGCAAGAACAGAAAAACAUGUGGAGCGGCUUCGACGCACAGAUCAUAGCUCAGGCAUUGAAAAUCGACGUUCAGUUGGCUCAGGAGCUUCAGAACCAACAAGACAGCCGUGGAAACAUCGUUCGUGUUAAGGGACCUUUCCAGGUCGUGAGGCCGCCUUUGAGACAGCCCUACGAGAGCGAAGAGAGGAGACGCCCACGUGGCCCACAAGACAACGGCCUUGAGGAGACUAUCUGCAGCAUGAGGUCCCACGAGAACAUUGACGACCCUGCUCGUGCUGACGUGUACAAGCCCAACAUUGGUCGUGUGACCAGCGUCAACAGCUAUACCUUGCCCAUCUUGCAGUACAUCAGGCUUAGCGCCACCCGUGGCCUUAUCCAGGGUAAUGCGAUGGUGCUUCCAAAAUACAACAUGAACGCAAACGAGAUCUUGUACUGCACUGGAGGACAAGGAAGGAUCCAAGUUGUGAACGACAACGGACAGAAUGUGUUGGACCAGCAGGUGCAGAAGGGACAGCUCGUGGUCAUUCCACAAGGGUUCGCUUACGUCGUCCAGUCCCACGGAAACAACUUCGAGUGGAUCUCUUUCAAGACUAAUGAAAACGCGGAAGCUAGGAGGAUCAAGUUUAACACCCUUGAGACCACCUUGACUCGAUCCGCCGGUAGGCAACAACAGUAUAUCGAGGAGAUCGUCGAAGCUUAAAUGAGUCGUUUUUCUUUUUCCUAAUAAAAGUAUGGUCAGUUUGUAAUCAUGUUCCACUGCCUUUAGCGUCUGUGUAAACUAUGUGUCUGCGGCACUUACUUGUAAUAACACUUUCUUUUCAUAAAUAAAGGAAAGGUUCGAGUUGCAUAUA